GAAGAAUAUCAAACCGCACUUCAAUUCAACACCCAAACCAUCUCAAAAUCUCCCUCAAACAAUUUGCUACACAGCACACAGCUAAAUCCCAUUCAUCACCGUAUAACAAUGCGAUUUCAAAGAAAGAAACCCCCAUAAAAACAUUUCCCAAACUGUCAUUUAUUCUCUCAGUCAUGCCUCGCCUUCAUUCACUCUAGAAGUCACAAGAUCCAUAUGAUCAUAUCACUAGUAAUAUGACCGACUACACACUCGCAAACAGUCACCAACUCACAACCUACUAUGAACAUAUAGUUUUCACAUCCCACUCUCAUUUCCAUUCAUAUAUAUUCUCCUUCCCUCUCCAUUUCUCUCCCAAAUAAUGAAAAGAUCCAAACCAAAAACCAAAAGGAGAAGCUCCAAGCUCGAAAUCAUCUCCUUACAAACGCACAAGAAACCAUCUCCGCUUAUCUUCCAAACCCAAAACAUCCACUCCACUCCGCGCAAAAAAACUCCAGACUCCAGACUCCAAAUAUCCCAUCCCACCCAGCCCACACAGCCCUAAGAUCCAAAUUCCAAAUCAAAAUGCCAUCCUUAUCCACGCAUCAAGAUGAAAACUCAUCACCAGCUAUGAAAACACAUACAAGCAAAUUCAUCGAAGGCCCCAUGCACGACUCGCCAUCCCAACCGCCACCAACCCAAUUUCUUAGCAAAAUCGGCAGUGCGAGAUCUAGUUCCGAGUCGAAGAAUCCGGAUUCACAGAUAGUAGGGGCACCUCCAAAACAUCCUUCGAAGUGCGUACCGGAGGCUCUCGAAUCCUCAUCCCCGAAGCCGUCAGAAAAACUCCCGCAGAAAUAGCAAGCGAUGGAAUAUAAGGAUUCCUAACAUCUACUUUCAGGUUGGAUGUGACCAAGUGUUUUUCAGAGGCUGUUUUUACCCUGGAGGCGAACAAUACACUAGCAGGCACUCUCUCACAUAGAAUCUCGAAAACCACUUUACGGUAAAAGAGACACACAUAAUCAAAUAAUGAAUUCCCUUUUUCACA
Messenger RNA from Botrytis cinerea B05.10, 1021 nucleotides. RefSeq lists its product as hypothetical. NCBI's taxonomy places the organism in Eukaryota, Fungi, Ascomycota, Leotiomycetes, Helotiales, Sclerotiniaceae. The coding region runs from base 562 to 834 and encodes 90 amino acids. The transcript is spliced from 2 exons. The record is from RefSeq and is a predicted model, not a curated record.